UUGCCGCCGGGCUGUCAAGCGAGAAACGCGAGAAAAACAUGUCGCUAUCUUCAUAAUAAUUCACAGAAUUUCUUGUUUUCUUUUCACCGCAUUGUGUUUUAAAAAUGGCUCCAGUGUCUUGUGCGUUGCGGACUUGUGGGAUAUUAUUGUAUUUAAUAUUUCAAGUGCAUGCAACGAAGAAUUUUACUGUGGAACCAUGGAUAGUGUCUCUAAAAGUGGAAGCGAAAUCGUGUGUAAAUGUUAAGUGUAAAUAUUCGUUAUUAGUGAACGGUACUGAGUUCUUAGGGCAUUAUUCUUGGAAAUUAACGUCUAUAGAAGGUGCUAGGGGUAGCAGUUGUGAUAAUAUAUAUUCUGAUUACGAGUUAAAUGAGGUGGAAACUACGCAAUUGUAUACGCGAGUUCGUGUCGUGGUGCCGAAUGUAGUUGAAAGAAUCUACUUUUGUUUACGCCAUAGCGAGAAAGAACAUAAUCCGGUCGGCGGUACAUGGGUUCACCAAGGUGGUGAUAUAUUUUUGGAGCCAAGAACCGAUGCUCAGGCGGCCGAAAAUAUGAAUAAAAAAUUAGAGAGUGAAAUCCAAGAGCAGCAGACACACAAUGAUCUCCAAGAGACCAGUACACAAUGGGCCGAUCUAUCCCACGACACCGAUGUCAAUUAUCUACCCGGUCUACCUAGACCAACCAGAGAAGAAGAAAAUGAUAUAGAAGUGUUUAUUAAUGAAAAAUAUGUACCACUUAGUCAUAUAAGCGAUGUAAAUGCUGCAGAAAUAAUAAAUUAUAAUGAUUUUGCCAACGAAAUAGAAACUUUGGAUAGAAAUACACAGGUAAUAACAAACAAUGAUAAUUUUAAAGAAGGUAUAAAUGAAAUAACUAAAGGUUUUAAUGCUAGGGCAAGAAACUAUGAUAAUGGAGAAAGUCAAAGUGAUAUGAACAAUGCAGAAGUUUUUAAUUAUAAUGAUUUUGCAAAUCAGAUACCGAAUAGAAAUACAGAGUCAAUAAUUAAAAAUGAUAAUUUUAAUGAAUUGAACAGUGAAAUAAUCAAUGAAUUUAAUGCUAAACCAAGGGAAGAUAUUAAAAAUAACGUACAAAGUUUUAUCAGUGAUAUUAAUAAUGCAGAAGUUAUAAAUUACGAUACUAACAGAAAUAGAGUACAAGAAAUUGAAAUCGAAACGCUUGAUAGAAAGAAACGUGAAAUAAUUAAACACACAAACACAAAAGAUAGCAUUGAUUCAAUAGAUAACAAGAACUUAAGUGAUGGUAUACAUAACUAUCAUGAUAUCUCUAAAGAUAACACUCAAUAUAGAUUAAAAAGUGAAACUAUAAAAGAUAGUGAGACAUUAAGUGAUGUAAUUAAAAACCAUGAUGAUAUCUCAAAAGAUAACACUCAAUAUACAUUAAAACGUGAAACAAUAAAUGAUAUAAAAGAUAGUGAGGCAUUAAGUGAUGUAAUUAAAAACUAUGAUGAUAUCUCUAAAGAUAACACUCAAUAUACAUUAAAACGUGAAACAAUAAAAGAUAUAAAAGAUAAUGAAACAUUAAGUGAUGUAAUUAAAAACCAUGAUGAUAUCUCAAAAGAUAACACUCAAUAUAGAUUUAAACGUGAAAUAAUCAAGGAUAAUGGCAAAGAAAUAAAAGAUGAUAAGAAAUCAAGUGAUGUGAUACAAAAGAAUGGUGAUGAUAAGAACCUGGUGGUAUCUAAUGCACAAAUGGGUGAUAUUCGUGAUAUAGGUGAUCUAGGGGAGUACCCAAUAGUCAGGGGUGAUGGUUACCCAGUGAUGAUAGAUGGCUUGAGGGUAGAGGAUUCAGAUAAGGAACCGAAGAUCAUUGACAGUGGAAUUCCUAGCGUUUUGGCUGAUAGUAAAUUUGUACUCAGGUUGUUCGGUCAAGGGUUGACACCGCAUACGGUCAUCGCAUUUACCCACGAUAUGCUGCCGUUUGGUCAGCCCUGCAAGUUCCUACUCAAAGGGGAGUAUUUGGCUGCUGAAGGUUCCGUGACCCCAACAUCUGCGCUAUUCGAAAUUAGAGCACCGUCCCCCUUAAUCGAUUCCAAGCUAUACAUAUGCGCCAAAAACCUGAGGCCGGGCGUACAGAACCCAGAACAUGAUGAGGAGAAAUACCUCCACCAAGGCACGGAACCCUGGAAAAUGUUGGCGACACAUAACAAAUUACUACCUUUAUGGGUCUCUAUAUCCCUGAUCCUGACUUGUUUGAUGUUUUCGGCACUAUUUUCUGGGUUAAACCUUGGGUUAAUGUCCCUGGAUAGAACAGAGUUGAAGAUCAUAGCCAAUACUGGCACAGAGGAGGAGAGGAACUAUGCGAAAGCCAUCAUGCCUGUAAGGGACCACGGGAACUAUUUGCUGUGCAGUAUUUUGUUAGGAAAUGUGGCGGUGAAUUCCACGUUCACAAUAUUACUGGACGAGCUAACUUCUGGCUUGUUCGCGGUGAUAUUCUCAACUCUGGCGAUCGUUCUGCUGGGCGAAAUAACGCCUCAGGCGAUUUGCUCGCGGCACGGGCUGAUGGUGGGCGCCAAGAGCAUCAUGAUCACCAAGGCAGUAAUGGCGCUGACAGCCCCGCUGGCUUUCCCGGUCAGCAAAUUACUGGACUACUUCCUUGGAGAGGAGAUUGGUAACGUCUACAACAGGGAGCGCCUCAAGGAGCUAGUCAAGGUAACGACAGGUGUGAACGACCUGGACAAAGACGAGGUAAACAUCAUCUCCGGAGCCCUGGAGAUGCGCAAGAAAACCGUCUCCGACGUGAUGACCAAGCUGGAGGACGUGUUCAUGCUGCCCAUCACGUCCGUGCUCGACUUCGAGACCAUGUCCGAGAUCGUCAAAUCCGGUUUCUCUCGCAUCCCAGUAUACGAGAGCGCUCGCACCAACAUAGUGACGGUGCUCUUCAUCAAGGACCUGGCCUUCGUGGAUCCUGACGACAACACUCCUCUGCGCACGCUGUGCCAGUACUACCAGAACCCCUGCAACUUCGUCUUCGAAGAUGUCACCUUGGAUGUCAUGUUCAAGCAGUUUAAAGAAGGUCACAAAGGUCACAUGGCAUUCGUCCACCGCAUCAACAACGAAGGUGAAGGCGAUCCCUUCUACGAAACCAUCGGUUUAGUCACUCUCGAAGACGUCAUCGAAGAGAUGAUUCAGGCUGAGAUCGUCGACGAAACUGAUGUAUUCACGGACAACAGAUCGAAACGUCGUCGCAACCGCCCUCUGAACAAGUUGCAAGAUUUCGCCGCGUUCGCUGAACGUCACGAAAACCAACGCAUUCAUAUCUCACCGCAACUCACGCUUGCCACUUUCCAGUUCCUUAGCACCAGCGUAGACGCAUUCAAGCCAGAUAUGGUCUCAGAGACUGUUCUACGUCGCUUAUUGAGACAGGACGUCAUACAAUACAUCAAGAUGAAGGGAAAAACCAAAGGCGAGCCUAGCACAUACGUCUUCCAGCAGGGAAAACCGGUGGAUUACUUCGUCCUCAUCCUGGAGGGUCGCGUGGAGGUGACGGUGGGUCGCGAGAACCUCGUGUUCGAAGCCGGACCCUUCACGUACUUUGGGGUUCAGGCCCUCACACAGAACGUUGGAGUUGCGGAAUCCCCCACUCCGUCAGCGAUGGGUUCCCUCCAAAACAUUAACAUGGAAGCGAUGCUACGUCACACGUUUGUACCGGACUACUCCGUCAGAGCCGUCGCCGAUGUCUACUAUCUCACUGUCAAACGGUCGUUGUACUUAGCGGCUAAGAGAGCGACUCUGAUGGAAAAGGGCGCCUUAUCAAAGGGAGCUACUAACGAACAGUUCGACACUGAAGUUGAUAAGCUGCUGGAAUCAGUGGAUGAAGACAUAAGCAUCAGUGGCGAUCACAAGACUCCAUCCCGACAGGUGUCGCCCAACCCGCCCGCGUCCGCGUCGCCUUUGACGCGCGCGUCGUUUGCAUCGCGAAUGUCGCCCGAACGCAACGGCGACGUAUUUGCCGCGCGAGCGACCCACGACGAACAGGAGAAACUACUUAAACAUUAACACCCCAGUUUCAAUAUUUACUAAAAUAUUAAGAAUCCAGUUUCAAUAUUUACCUAAACAUAAAAAGCCCAAUUUCAAUAUCUACUUAAUAAUUAACAGCUCAGUUUCAAUAUUUACCUAAACAUUAAAAGCCCAAGUCUCAAAAUUUACACAAACAUGAAACUACUCAAACAAUUAUCCCAUAAUAGCCCAGUUUCAAUAUUUACUUAAACAGGAAAUUAGCCAAACAUUAACCCAAAAUACCCCAAUUUCAAUAUUUACUUAAAUAUGAAACUACUCAAGCAAUAACCCACAACAGUCCAUUUAAUUUUCUUAUACAUUAAUAACCCAGUUUCAAUAUUUACUUAAAUAUGAAACUACUCAAGCAAUAACCCACAACGGUCCAGUUUAAAUAUUUGCUUAAACAUUAAUAGUCCAGUUUCAAUAUUUACCUAAACAUUAAGACCCCAGUUUCAAUAUUUAUCUUAACAUUAACAGCCUAGUUUCAAUA
Maniola jurtina (meadow brown) is the source of this 4500-nucleotide messenger RNA. Its product is annotated as unextended protein-like. NCBI's taxonomy places the organism in Eukaryota, Metazoa, Arthropoda, Insecta, Lepidoptera, Nymphalidae. The record is from RefSeq and is a predicted model, not a curated record. Gene Ontology annotation, molecular function: transmembrane transporter activity. The transcript is spliced from 16 exons. Gene Ontology annotation, biological process: magnesium ion homeostasis; transport. The coding region runs from base 105 to 4010 and encodes 1301 amino acids. Gene Ontology annotation, cellular component: plasma membrane.